This is a messenger RNA of Pelagomonas calceolata, 1203 nucleotides long. Lineage: Eukaryota; Pelagophyceae; Pelagomonadales; Pelagomonadaceae. The record is from the annotation of a GenBank genome assembly.
CAAGACGCGUUUUGCUUCGUACGGCUGCCCCCGAGCGAUUUGACCGCGUGCAAGAUGAUCCUCACGCAGUGCGCCGUCUGCGCCACCGACCUUGGCCUAACUUUGGGCAAGAAAUGCGGCCGCUGCAGCACGCGCUAUUGUGGGGCUGAAUGCCAGGUGCAGCACUGGCAAGAGGGUGGCCACGAUAAUCUCUGCAAGAAAAUAAAGAAAGCAGGCGGCGCAGAGCAAUACAACGCAAAUACGAAGUAUACGGAGGCCGUCGCGGUCGCGGCGGAGGCGUGCGCGGAUGACACGGAGGGCCAGACGUGCUUCAUCUGCACGCAGGCCCUCCACUGGAAGACAAAGGAGGGCCUCGUGCGCGGGUGCGCGUGCCGCGGGACGGCGGGCUUCGCGCACGUGUCGUGCUUGGCGGAGCAGGCGAAGAUUUUAUUCGAGGAGGCCGUGGAGAACAAUUGGGGUGAGAAAGUCGUGAAUGAGAGAUGGGCGCGGUGGUACUCGUGCAGCCUGUGCGAGCAACGCUACCACGGCGACGUGAAGUGCGCGCUCGGGUGGGCGUGCUGGAAGACGUACGCGGGGCGGCCGGAGACGGACUGGGCUCGGCGCUUGGCGAUAGAGGUGCUCGGGAACGGUUUAUUCGGCUCAAAAGACAACGAGGCCGCGUUGUCCGUGCAACUGGCCGAGUUGGCUAUGAAGCGGCGACUUGGCUCACGAGAGGAAAACAUACUCGUCGCGCAGAACAAUCUUGCAAACACCUAUGAAAAGCUAGGACGCGUCGAAGAGGCCCUACGCAUGCGGCAGGAAGUUUACUCUGGACGUUUGAAACUCUAUGGCGAAGAAAACGAGAGAACCCUUAUUUCGGCCAACAACUACGCGUCGACUCUUGUCACUCUAGAGCGCUUCGAAGAAGCCAAGUCGGUGCUGCGCAAGACGAUGCCGGUGGCGCGGCGCGUUCUUGGAGAGGGUAAUGAUCUUACGCUCAGGUUGAGGUGGAAUUACGCGAAGGGGCUCUACAAGAACUCCGCCGCCACGCUCGACGACCUCCGCGAGGCCGUGAAUACACUCGAGGACGCGGGACGGACCGCGCGGCAAGUGCUCGGUGGCGCGCACCCGCUCACAGAGGGAAUUAAGGGAGACCUGCGGUGGAGCUCCCGGGCGAUACUUACUGCGGCUUCGCGUAAGUAAACACAGCGAUUAUUUAGACGA